ACACCAACCCACCAACAAUCUCCUCAUCAACAACAAUGGAAUCCCUGCUCGCGAACUGCACAGUUCGGAUUCCCGCCAUUUCCAUGAGACCUACAGCUCCUCACACGAGCGGUCUCAUGGCGCCAAAGUGGAAUAAGAGAGCUGGGUUCUCGAGAAUCGUUUGCACGGCGGAACCUUAUUUGAUGACAAAAUUGGAUUCUGCUGAGAAAACAUGGAAAGAAUUAUCGGUCAAGUUGGCAGAUCCUGAUGUCGUCUCAAAUCCUAGUGAGUACCAAAAACUUGCACAGUCUAUGGCGGAGCUGGAUGAGGUGGUAGGCUACUACAGAAAAUAUAAGGAUUGUGAGAGACAAAUGAAAGAAACAAAAGCUUUAACCAAAGAGGAUGGGAAUGACCCAGAUAUGGUGGAGAUGAUAGCUAGUGAAAUUGAAUCUUUGUCAAGCCAGCUUAAAGACCUUGAGGAGAAGAUGAAGGUGCUAUUGCUUCCAAGUGAUCCUCUAGAUUCACGCAAUAUUCUUCUGGAAGUGAGGGCAGGUACUGGUGGCGAUGAAGCUGGAAUAUGGGCUGGUGAUCUUGUUCGUAUGUAUCAGAAGUAUUGUGAGCGCAGUUCAUGGAGGUUCACCACAAUUUCAUGUUCAGAGGCUGAGAAAGGUGGAUACAAGACAUAUGUGUAUAGCAAACUCAAAUACGAGUCUGGUGUCCAUCGUGUUCAACGAGUACCCCAAACAGAAGCACAGGGCCGCGUGCACACAUCAACUGCAACUGUAGCAAUUAUGCCAGAGGCUGAUGAAGUGGAAGUAGUAAUUGAUCCAAAAGACAUUGAGCUUACAACUGCAAGAUCUGGGGGUGCUGGCGGUCAGAAUGUCAACAAGGUGGAGACAGCGAUUGACCUUUUUCACAAACCAACUGGUAUUCGUAUCUUCUGUACUGAAGAAAGAACUCAGAUUCAGAACAAAAGCCGUGCACUUCAAUUACUACGAGCAAAACUUUAUGAGAUGAAAUUAAGGGAGCAACAGGAAUCAAUAAGGAACCAAAGAAAAUCACAGGUUGGUACUGGUGCUCGUGCAGAAAAGAUAAGGACAUACAAUUACAAGGAUAACAGAGUAACUGAUCAUAGAUUGAAGAUGAACUUUGAGCUUACUUCCUUUCUCUCAGGUGAUAUUGAGACAGCAGUGCAGUCUUGCGUUUCCAUGGAGCAGAGAGAACUCUUGGAGGAGUUAGCUGAGUCUGUGUCUGCUACCAACACCUGAUCCAUUAUUUCAUUUUCGAUGAUCCAUGCUUAUAUCAUACUUCAGGAUCCUAACCCCCAAGAACCAAAAAAGAUCGAGAUUCUCGCCAUGCAAGAUCAGAAAUCAAGAGCUGGUAGGAAUGAUUCGACGAUACAGCGCAAAUUCUUACUGCUAAGCGAUCGUUUGAUGGUCGUUUCUCUCGUCAAUGUAAAAAUGAUGAACGAAAUAAUGUACCAUCUGUAACGCUUGUGAACGGGCGGGGCCCUUUAUGAAUUGGUUACUCAAUACUACAUAUUGAGGGGGGAUACAAAUUGGUACCUAAAAAUUCCCAAUGGUUCUUUCAUAUAUAAAUGUACAAUUUAAUAUAUAAUCUUUUUUCAAGUCC
Asparagus officinalis (garden asparagus) is the source of this 1611-nucleotide messenger RNA. Its product is annotated as peptide chain release factor APG3, chloroplastic. Bases 36 to 1247 code for a protein of 403 amino acids. Gene Ontology annotation, biological process: translational termination; plastid translation; thylakoid membrane organization. Lineage: Eukaryota; Viridiplantae; Streptophyta; Magnoliopsida; Asparagales; Asparagaceae. Gene Ontology annotation, cellular component: chloroplast. The record is from RefSeq and is a predicted model, not a curated record. The transcript has 16 exons. Gene Ontology annotation, molecular function: translation release factor activity, codon specific.